This is a messenger RNA of Symbiodinium pilosum, 288 nucleotides long. The record is from the annotation of a GenBank genome assembly. NCBI's taxonomy places the organism in Eukaryota, Dinophyceae, Suessiales, Symbiodiniaceae.
AUGGGAGUGCUUUCCAAGAGCCGCUUACGCUGGGGCGAGGCUUUCAGAGGUGAUGAAAGCCUCAUGGAAGAGGCAGGACCCAACAAGGUUCGUCUCAGAUUGGCUGGUGAGGUGCACGAAGGAAGUGUCUUUGCAGGUCGGCACAUGAGCAUCCAUUGGGCAGACGGUGUGCCCGGGGAGUGUUUACCAGAGCGUGUACACGGAAUAAGAGCUUGCGCAACUCGAGCAGAACGACAGUUGAUGAAUAAGAGAGGAAGCAGGGAUGUCGGAUUCUUGGUGUCUGCUUGA